Messenger RNA from Sebastes umbrosus (honeycomb rockfish), 4775 nucleotides. RefSeq names its product collagen, type VI, alpha 1 (gene col6a1). Lineage: Eukaryota; Metazoa; Chordata; Actinopteri; Perciformes; Sebastidae. The record is from RefSeq and is a predicted model, not a curated record. Bases 216 to 3251 code for a protein of 1011 amino acids. The transcript is spliced from 35 exons.
UCCUCCUCCUCCUCCUCCUCCUCUCCGUGCGCUCUGGUCCUCCUCUGCGCGCUCUGUGUCUUCGCCUUGGACAAACUGCGGCGGAGCGCUGGAUCACCAAAAGUUUGCCGAAUCUGUUUAGAGGGAACCGGGUUUGGGGUCCGGAGUGGUUCGGUGUUUUUUGUCAGGGGACUGGGGUGUUGUGUUGUUUUUUGUAGUUUUUUUGCUGUUUAACCAUGGAGACUCUCCGUGGUCUCCUCGUACUGCUGUGCGUUUUCCUGGCUGGAGCGCAAACGCACGACCAACAAAACAAGUUUGGGGAUUGUCCAGUUGACCUUUUCUUUGUACUGGAUACAUCUGAGAGUGUCGCCCUCAGAAAGAAACCUCCCAACUUUUAUAUCGACCAGAUCAAAACCUUCACCUAUAACUUCAUAGAUGAACUCAAGGAAAUGCGCCACCGAUGUGAUCGCACCCUGACGUGGAACUCAGGAGCACUGCACUACAGUGACGAUGUCAAACUCGUACGACCGCUGAGUGCCCUGAGGACUGAUCGCCAGGCCCUGAAGGAUGACAUCAGGGGCAUCGAAUACAUCGGCAAGGGCACAUACACCGACUGUGCCAUCAAGAAGGGCCUUGCUGAGCUGCUCAUCGGGGGCUCCCACUACCAUGAUAACAAGUACAUCGUGGUAGUGACUGAUGGCCACCCUAUUACUGGUUACAAAGAGCCGUGUGGAGGCGUGCAGGAGGCUGCUAAUGAAGCCAAACAACAUGGAGUCAAAGUGUUCGCUGUCGCCAUCUCACCUGACCAGGAGGACACCAGGUUGUCAGUCAUCGCCACAGACCCGCGCUACAGACAGAACUUCACUGCUGCAGACGAUACCAGAAGCACCAAGAUGGGAACCAUUCGAACCAUCAUUGACAUGAUCACAAAUGAGACAAAGGAUACGUGUUGCUCUUUCGACUGCAAUGCUCCAGGAGGGCCUGAGGGACCAAAAGGAGACCCUGGCUUUAAGGGAGAAGCGGGUCGACCAGGGAUGCCAGGAGAGAAAGGAAAUAUUGGUGCCGUGGGCAACGUUGGAGAUCCUGGUCCUGUUGGUUACACUGGAAUGAAGGGAGACCGUGGUGGCAGAGGAGGAAAGGGUGAAAGAGGACACAAAGGCUUCAAGGGAGACAAAGGUCUAAGGGGAAAUGAUGGAACCGAUGGACGCAAGGGUGAAGCUGGUUUCUCUGGUCUUUCCGGCUGUAAAGGAUCUCCUGGAUCAGACGGCCUGCAGGGAGAGCCUGGACCAAAGGGAGACCCUGGUCCUUAUGGACUGAAAGGAGGAAAAGGAGAUCCUGGAAGAGACGGCGAACCAGGAAGGCCUGGAAACUAUGGCCCGCUGGGUCCUCCGGGUGAUCAGGGCCCUCUCGGAAGCAACGGGGACAAAGGAGAGCGCGGUGAUGAUGGCGCACCUGGAGGGGAUGGGAAACGCGGCGAGGGAGGAAUAAUUGGAGAGAAGGGAGAGCAAGGAUCUCGUGGGAACAGGGGUCCCAGAGGAGAUGCGGGGGAGCCAGGACCCCGUGGAGACCAGGGGAGGGAGGGCACAGCUGGCCCCAACGGAGACCCUGGCGAGCCUGGCAAGGCCGGGUCUCCUGGCUACAGGGGAGAUGAAGGCUCACCUGGACCUGAAGGAAAAAAAGGACCGAGAGGAAUCAAAGGAGCUCCGGGAGACAGAGGCCAGAUGGGGGAGAGGGGAGGAGAUGGUGCUCCAGGAAAUGGCACUGCAGGUUGUCCUGGUUUCCAGGGUUAUCCCGGGCCCCGCGGAGACGCUGGUGAACCGGGUGGCAGGGGAACCCCUGGACCCAAAGGAGACGAUGGAGACGCCGGAGAACCAGGCACAGAUAACACCGACCCAGGACCUGGAGGACCUAAAGGGGCCAAAGGUCACCGAGGACCCGAGGGCAAUCCGGGACCUUCUGGGCCUCCUGGACCACCAGGAACUGAUGAAUGUGAAAUUCUGGACAUCAUCAUGAAGCUCUGCUCUUGUUGUGAGUGUAAGUGUGCACCUUUGGACCUGGCGUUCAUCGUGGACAGCUCAGAGAGUAUCGGCUCCUCAAACUUUGAACUCUCCAAAGACUUUAUCAUCACAGUCAUAGACAGGCUGAGCAAAGACCAGCAACUCAAGUUUGCACCUGAUGAGUCCGGGUUGAGCGUCGUCCAGUACAGUGGAUUGCAAGCCCAGGAAAAAGUCCGACUGAUCGAUGUCGGGAACCUCAACAUAUUUAAACAGAAAGUGAGAGAAUUGGAGUGGCUGGCUGAGGCUACGUACACGGGUGAGGCCCUUGAUUAUGCUCUGACCAACACCAUCGCCGAGAUGAAGAAAGAGAACAAAGUCGUCAUCGUUCUCACUGAUGGACGUUCUGAUAUUAUCAGGGACACGGUUCCCCUCAACGUACUCUGUGGUAAAAAUCUCCGGGUGGGUGGUUUAGGAGUGAAGGACUACUCAGGCCGUGAGCCCAACACCGAGCAGCUUGGGGAAUUGGUUUGUAAGACUGACCCCAAACCAGGCUUUUCCUUUGUCCUGGACAACUAUGCUGUGUUGCUAGAUGACACUUUCCUGCAGAACCUCACAGCCAAAAUCUGUCUAGAAAAGAGGUGCCCAGACUACAAAUGUUCCAUCUCUUUCGCUGACAGUGCCGAGAUUUUGGUGAUGAUGGACAGCUCGGCCAGUGUGGGCCAGAAGAACUUCGAAACAAGCAAGACCUUUGUCCGCCGCUUGGCCGAGCGUUUCCUGACUGGCGAGAGGAAGAGGGGUGUCACUGUCAAAGUGGGCGCGGGCCAGUACAGCCGAAGCCCCCGCAUGGAGCAAACGCCAACUACCAAUUUGACCUUGCUGUCUUUGAACAUUGAACAGGCGGCCUUCCAAAAUGACGGCACCGACGUGCUAGGGGCCAUGGACUUCGCCAUCAAGAAUCUACGCGGCCGCGGGGACGCAUCGGGAGGCAAGAAGAAGCUGGUGAUGUUCUCUGACGGUAGGUCUCAGGCCAUCACCGAGCCCCAGCUGGAAAAGCGCGUUCGCGAGGUAUCGGAUGCCGGGAUUGAGCUCUUUGUCAUCGCCAUUGGCAGCCAAGUCAGUGAGGUCAACCUGCGCACGCUGGUGAGCAGGGGGCGGCCGGACGACAUCACCUACGCCCAGCGCCACCUGUUCCGCGUCUCAGAUUACGCCUCUCUGCUCCGCGGGGUCUUCCACCAAACCGUCUCCCGCAGGGUGUCCGUCUCCAACAUGCAAUAGAUUUUUAGUCCCAAUAUGAAUAUUCAGUCUCACUCAUUUACCGUACACUGUGUUGGUUAAAUAAUAAAUGUCUCAAAAUGACAAAUGAUUGUGUGGCAGACAAAUGGAAAUGUCUUCAUGAAACAAAAUUGUGACUUUUUUACCCUGAGUUUAGCCUCCAAGGCAGAUUAUCUGCCGUGUACAAUUUCCACCUUCUAUGCUGAGGUCAUUAGACUAUAACCCAAAUGAUGGUGCUAACCUAAACAAGCUUGUUGUGACAGUACACAACUGGAAGAAAUUGCUGCCUGUAAGGCAAAUUUCAGGGUAAAGAAUGUCCCAAGUCAAAGGGGGGGUUGCUUCGGUCCUGGAGAGCCAUCAGUAAUGGCCACGCCUAAACUAAAUUUAUAGCUUUUAAAAUGCAUUGCGCUGAUUUCUACUCAGGUAUUCCGCAUCACUUUUAGCUAGUCUGGACGCACGCUCUGCCUUACUUCAACUAACUAAGUGUGGGUUGAAAAUGGCUCAUCGAGGCUACACUCUCCUGUCUCUCCAGGACUGGAGCUCCUGCCGUUCGAAGGAUUUGUGUUUAGGGUUUAAUGUGGACUCAUUUUUGUAUCUCUUACCACCCCUUUCAAGUGAUGUCGGAUUUGUGGUGUCACAAUUUUACAACGUAAGCAAACCAAGCGCAUAAAAAUUCCUUGGCGACUUACUUGUUGUACCUAAAUGAUCGUUAACCUGGAAGGCUGGCACACGAUUGUCCAGCCGACUUUAUUUUUAGGUUUUGAAAAGGUCACUUGGAAAAGCCUUGAGUUAUUCGUAAGUUGGUGAAAACUCACACCCGACAUCACUUGAAAGCUCUAUUCGAUCGCCAAGCCGACAGGGAAAACAGGACAUGACAUCAGGCAGACUCCCAAACAAAACCCAUCAGCACUUCACCUGGUACUAAUGAGGACACGACAGCUGGACUCAACAUGUGUGAUUCUGCCCGAGUGUGUGUAUCUCUGUAUGUGUGUGUGAGAGCAUCUCUGUGGUUACAUCAACUACUUGUCUAAUAUGUGUGUGGAGGUGAUUUUUUUACGUGUAGCCUUGGGCGACUGUUCUAUAAACAGUUGUGCUGGGGUCACUGGUUCAAACGACAGAUUGACAGAAACCUGUUCUAUGUUGUCUGUGCAGCAGGGAGGCCUCUGUCAAACACACACACACACACACACACACAUACACACACCGCUGUGCUUCAUCAGUGAGGUAGGAAAACAUCUGUCAUGGUUGAAGGCUGGAAAAGAAACCUAGUGGGACUAUGAGCUCCUCACGCCCACGUACACACAGGAAACGGUGUGUACCUUUUUAGAUCCCCUCAAGUUCCACACCUUCAAGUUUCGUUGUCAUCAGUGGCCCAGAGUCACUGUACUGUUGUUGUUAUUAUCUGUGGUGCUAUUAUUCUCAGUGUAUCAGCCUCUACCCAUGUUGUUCAAGAAGAUAUUUUUACCUGAGGAUACCAAACCUCAGUAGUGUUGUAAGAGCUCCUUCAAUAAAGGUUGCUACACCAAA